Papilio xuthus (Asian swallowtail) is the source of this 1387-nucleotide messenger RNA. It is a transcript of the gene Smug, whose product is annotated as Single-strand-selective monofunctional uracil-DNA glycosylase. Gene Ontology annotation, molecular function: single-strand selective uracil DNA N-glycosylase activity; oxidized pyrimidine nucleobase lesion DNA N-glycosylase activity. NCBI's taxonomy places the organism in Eukaryota, Metazoa, Arthropoda, Insecta, Lepidoptera, Papilionidae. Bases 445 to 1266 code for a protein of 273 amino acids. Gene Ontology annotation, biological process: base-excision repair. The transcript is spliced from 5 exons. The record is from RefSeq and is a predicted model, not a curated record.
AUGUAAAAAAUUAAGUUAUUUAUUAAAAAAAGCUAAAUGCUAUAAAAAGUACUCUAGUUUAAACGAAUAAAACACGAGUAAAAAAAAGUUGAAGCUAAAAACGAAACACAAAGACUUUUUACUUCCUGGCAUAAGCUUAUCACUGCUUAUCACAUUCGCUUUUGUCGUGCCAUCGCUAUUUCAAAUUAAACACUUGUUCACUUGUAUUUUGUAAACAUUUGUUUGUUUUUAUAGAUUUUAGUUCAGAGUUCAGUGGCAUCGAUUCCAUGUUAAUGGGAAUCGAAUUUAUUUUACUUUUCUCGACAUAAAUUAUUAUUUCUGAUUCACUUUUAUUAUUUCUUUGAAAAUGGCGCGGAUAAUAAACAGUUUACGAUCCAAGGAAAUAAUUUAAAGUGAACUAACUGUCUUUUUAUAAUACAGAUGUAUUAAAAAGUAUUCAUUAACAUGACCACAGAAGUUGUCUCCACUUUCUUUUGCGAAAAACCACUAGUUUUGGAAAAUGAGAACAAAGAAGUCGAAGAUUUAAGUACUGAGUUCCUUCAUUUGAUUGAUGACCUAAACAACAAACUUGAAAUAUUCCAAUUUCCUGCAGCUAUAAAAUGCAUUUAUAAUCCAACGAUAUACGCAAGACAUACUUUUGAAAUGUACGUUCGUAAAUAUUGUAAUACAAAAAAAUCUAUAAUGUUUUUUGGAAUGAAUCCAGGACCUUUUGGAAUGUCACAAACUGGCGUACCUUUUGGAGAUGUAAGUUCUGUGAGAGAAUGGUUGGGUAUAGAAGGGCCUGUCGGAAAGCCUCCUAAAGAAUUGGAAACUCGUCCUGUUAGAGGUUUUGAAUGUACUAGAACUGAGAUAAGUGGCAAAAGAUUCUGGGGCUUACUUAAAGAAAUAUGUGGAACUCCUGAGAAGUUUUUUGAAUCAAGUUUUGUCUACAACUAUUUAAAUCAGCAAUGGAUGAAGACCAACGGCUGCAACCUUACCCCUGGUGACUUCAAAGUAACUGAAAUGAAAGCAUUGUAUGAAAUUUGUGAUCCAAUCUUUAUUAAAGUUUUGGAACUUUAUAAUGUGCAAACCAUCAUUGCUGUUGGCAAGUUUUGUGAAACUCGUGCACACAAAGCAAUUGAAGCAUAUCUACCAUCUAAAGGGAAAACUAUUAAGGUACUAUAUCUUCCCCACCCAAGUCCACGUACUGUCAACAACAAUAACUGGGAUGAAAAGGCCCUUGAAUAUCUUGAAAGGUAUGAUUUAUUAAAGUAUUAUAAAGAUUGAUUUUUCAAAAUAUUCAGCACCCCCAAACCAUCUGGUGAGUUUGUUUUAAUACAAAAAUAAUUGUGACAGCAUGUGAGAUGUUAAAGGCAGAUUACUUAUUACUUAUGUUAAGAGAAGAAGA